Lolium perenne is the source of this 902-nucleotide messenger RNA. RefSeq names its product ferredoxin-thioredoxin reductase, variable chain-like. Gene Ontology annotation, biological process: photosynthesis. The record is from RefSeq and is a predicted model, not a curated record. Lineage: Eukaryota; Viridiplantae; Streptophyta; Magnoliopsida; Poales; Poaceae.
UCUGUUCUAUCCUUUCCUCCGCCUCUCGUUACCCAGCUCCUAUCCUACACUCCUCUCCCGCGCACCCACCACCUGUUCGACCCCAGCACACGCACUCCACAUUCCAAUUCGCCGCGAUGGCAACUACGGCCGCGACCAUGGCGCCACCGUCCACCUCCACCUCCUCCGUCCUCUUCCUCCGCCGCCUCCCCUCCCCGGCCACCCGCGGCCUCAGCGGGCCACUCCCGCCCCGCGCCCCGCGCCUCCGCACCGCGCGCCUGCAGGUCUCCCUCACCAGCGACGUCUCCUCCUCCUCCGACGUGGCCGCCGAGGAGGCGGAGCACGCGCCCAAGAUCGGCCGGCGCGUGCGCGUCACGGCGCCGCUCCGCGUCUACCACGUCGUCAAGGCGCCCGACCUCGACAUCCAGGGCCUGGAGGGCGUCAUCAAGCAGUACGUGGGCGUCUGGAAGGGCAAGCGCAUCACCGCCAACUUCCCCUUCAAGGUCGAGUUCCAGGUCGCCGUCGACGCCCAGCCCAAGCCCGUCAAGCUCUUCGUCCACCUGCGGGAGGACGAGUUCGAGUACAUCGAUUGACAACACCUCUCUUUCUGUCUUUCAUCACCUGUACAUGCAUGGCCGUACCAAGUAAGCGGAGCGCCUUCCUUAUGUACUACAAUAACGAUGGCCGCAGUGUAGCCAGCCGUGUGUAUAUUGUUGUUCCGGUGUUGGCGGUGAGAGACUGGACAGGAUUAAAAGGCUGAAGUGAAGAGGGUAGGGAUUAGGAACUCAUGGGAAGCAAGUUGAUUGCUUGCUUGGUGUGCCCUUGUUCCUGCCCCCACUUCGACAUCUGUUUUUUUUCAGGUGUGGGGAAUUGUUCGGAUGAUGAUCCAUAGCUAUAACAUAAUAGCGAUAAUUUUGCUGUUC